AUGCGUUCGGAGGAUGAUCCGGAAGACGCGAGAGAGCCCAUGGACAGAACGCGAUGGUGGGAACUGAGCUUUUCUAUCAGGGGCUUCGAGAAUGUGACAAAGGGCAAAGUUUUCACCGCCGACAACCCCAUACUGAUGUACGAGAGGAAGACUUUCGCCUUGUCCUACAAGGAGUUGGACAAGCAUGUGGUCAAGGUGGACAUGUGGAGGGUCUCUUGUUGGACCUUCAAUGAGUACUUCGGUCUUAAGAAGCAGAAGCUGUCUCUGAUCGCAAAUCGUGAUCCCAACAUGGAACUCCGCAUCUUGAGGAAGCUCUCUCGGAAGCAGAUGGCUGAUAAAAAGAAGGCAAAGUCUGUGGCUGACGUGGCGCUGUACAGAUGUACUGUAAACCUUGAAGAGAUCUUCGACUUCGACUUGUUCUGUGAGAACUGGACUUUGGAGUUGAGCCGGGCAAGUCCCGAGUACAAGAAGAUGAAGGAAGAACGAAAGCGCCUGACCUUCACCAUGCCGCGGGAUCGGCGAACGUUGCCGGGGCAGCGGCGAUAUCUUGGGAGGGGAGCUGCUUCUCAAACAGUGGAAUGGAACCAGCAAGAUGGCCGCUUCUUCUGGCCAAACUGCGGGAAGUUUGUUUUUCGAGGUACUCGCACUCACCUGCAGAACUCUUACUUCAUCGUUUCUGUCCUUACUGGCAAGCCACCAGCCUUCCUUGCGGACAAUGCGACUGUACAAAAACUAGAAAAGCAUGCGCCUGCACAACCACACCGUGUCCUCGGCCGCUGUCUUCUAAACUUGACCUCAGUUCUUGACAUGUCUGUGUUUCAAGGGAAGGUCAAGAGGUUCAUUUCGGAUCAUGAUCGGUACAUUGUUGGCGACAUCAAUGGCAAUGUGAAGUGUAUUCUGCGGUCGAAAGGUAUGAAGGAGCCUGAACUGGAUUUCCGCACCAAUCGUCCAGAGCAGCUUAAGACUGCCACCACUGUGUCACACCUGAAUCGAUAUGAACGCUAUUUGGUUGUACGCAUCAAGAAAUGUGAAGCGCUGCCAGUGGCGGACUUUGACACAAGCAGUUCGGACCCAUACUUGCGGUGCACGUGGGACAACAUGGUCAUGCUCUCCCCGGUGGUCAAACAAUCUUUGAGACCUGUUUUCAACCAGAGCUUCUACUUCCCGGUGCGUGUAGUGUUUCCAGAAAUGCGGAUGGGGUCCAAGGCAGAAAAGAAGUACCAAGACACAAUCCUGAAAUACGAGCUGACGAGCAAAGGCUUCGUGCAAAUACAGGUUUGGGACGACGACGUGACGUCUGCAGAUUGCCUAGGUGGAUGCCAGGUCACCUUAGGUGACAUUCUGAAUGUGAGGGCGACCCAAAAGCGCACGUUACUUGGCCCACUAAAAACAGAGAAGAGGGACGAUGAGGAGGAGGAAAACGAGCUAGAGGAGAAACAGGAAAGGCACAACCAGUGGUACGAGGAGCCCCGGUCCGUGCGCGUCUAUGAUGGGAGUAAGACUGCAUUAGGGCAAUCGGCGUUGGCCAAUAAGGAUGCUGCUUUGAUUCACUUCGAGGCUUACUUUUACCCAGACUGGGCGGAAACUCUCCGAUUCGAGGAUGAAGUGCAGGAAGCUGAUGCAGAGUCCGUGUGGGCAAAGAAAGAGGAAGACUGGACCAACAAGAACAGGCAAAAGUCCGAAGACUAUGCAUUGCCGUUCCCAGAUUCAAUUGGCGCCAAGAAGCCCAAAGAGGAGAAUAUGAUGCAAACUGCCGACUCAUUGCGACGCUUUCCGUGCAUCAGCCUCCAUCCGUUGACCCGAGUGGAGACACCACUUAUGGCCUUUGUUUCGCCGAUCAUCGUGCCGGAGGAGUGGACUUUCCCUGCAAAGAUGCUCGAGUGGGUCCACUGCUUAUCCUUUGAAAUCACACAGCGCCAGGCACGCACUGGCUUGAUUCCUUAUGAUGGCUGGAAGGACCCUGAGUAUGUCCUGGCACGGCGGAAGGGAGCGCCGCAGGAUCAUUCUAUCUUGCUUUGCUCCCUCCUGCUUGGCUGCAAAGAGGAUGCUUAUGUGGUCAAGGGUACUGUCUACUCCAAAGACCCUGUCCAAACGAUUGACAAAGCAGACCAGCUCAUUGAGCAUACGUGGGUGAUGACGCGGCACAAAGGUUGGGUCACCUUUUGGGAGCCGUGCAGCCGGCAGAUCUUCCACCUUCCAAAUCGCUACGACCCCAAGAAGGCCAAAAGAAGGAAAACCGAGACGGUGGCAAAGGCAGAGGAGAACGAGGAAGAAGAAGAGGACGACGAGCAAGACGAAGAUGCACAUCUGGGAACGCAGCAGUGGGAAGGGGAGGCUGAAGAUUCACGAGUUCAUCUGGAAGAUAUGGAGAGCCUUCCGACCGUAGGACGUAUGCCCAAACCUAAAAUGCGGUCAGAAAAGGGCAAGAAGAAGGAUGAGGAGCCAGGUCGAGAAAGGUUGAAGCGAGAGCUCAUCGAGCAGCGUGAGGGCCUUCCGAUUGCUCCGAAAAGGAAGAUGCUGCAGGAGGAUGCCUUGGUGACAUGGCUGCCAUAUGAUUCGAUAGAGGUGGUUUUUAACGACAAGAAUGCGUGGGCAAAUCGUCAAAACCAUCAUCCAGCUUGCAUUUCGUAUGACUUUGAUGACACGGACGCGGAUAGUCCUCCUUGGGAGUGUUUCCUCAACGAUGAAGAUGAGAAGACUUUGCACUUUCAGCCAAUUUGCCCCAAUGUCUCUGUGCAGCCGGAACUCCGCCCAUCCAUUAUUGACGAACUGCAGGAUGACUUGCGUACAGAGAUGAUGCAGAACCUACAGUUGUACAGGGGCAAAAAGGGCAUGGACACCAUGUUCGACCACAACGAGGAGUUGAUGCAGCAGCUUCGAAUUUUCCUAGAGAUUCACGAGCUGUGGAGACAGAUUGACCCGGACAGUCCCAUCGCUGCCAGGGCGCUCGAUGCAUUGCGCGAGAUUCCGAACGAUAUGCCCCGGGAGCAGAUGACUGACCAGCAGAAGUUUUACAACUUUGUCGGUCGGAUUCUGAACCUCCGAAUCUGGAAUCGCCAUGGUUCUCCUUUCUUUGACAGCGGCUACAAGGACUAUGUCAAAGAGCAGGAGCGCCUAUGGAAGUCACUCGAGCGUUUGUGCCAGGAUUUCCAAAAAAAAGAGGACAGCUUUCCCAUAAAGCGUGGGAAGAAGUUCCGUGGGCUCCCAGUGCAUUUCUGCACGUCCGACCAAGAGAGCAUCCGACAGUACCUCAUGGAGAUCAAUGAGUACAAACAAAUCAUUGACACUGACGAGGAGGAUGUCUACUAUACGAUUGAAUGCAGAAUUAUUGGCCGCUUGGGUGGGGUCCUGUCAGUCUGGCUCUACGUCGGCAUUCAGGACUCUUAG
Molecule: messenger RNA, 3387 nt
Organism: Symbiodinium pilosum
Lineage: Eukaryota; Dinophyceae; Suessiales; Symbiodiniaceae
Source: the annotation of a GenBank genome assembly